This is a messenger RNA of Ahaetulla prasina, 3236 nucleotides long. It is a transcript of the gene RFLNA, whose product is annotated as refilin A. Gene Ontology annotation, biological process: actin filament bundle organization; negative regulation of bone mineralization involved in bone maturation; negative regulation of chondrocyte development. The transcript is spliced from 5 exons. Bases 757 to 1422 code for a protein of 221 amino acids. NCBI's taxonomy places the organism in Eukaryota, Metazoa, Chordata, Lepidosauria, Squamata, Colubridae. The record is from RefSeq and is a predicted model, not a curated record. Gene Ontology annotation, cellular component: actin filament bundle. Gene Ontology annotation, molecular function: filamin binding.
GAAGGAAGGAAGGAAGGAAGGAAGGAAGGAAGGAAGAAGGGAGGGAGGAGGCGGGGGGCGCCGCUGGCCAUCGCCCGCUAGCUCUGCGCCUUCUCCAUCCUGCGCUGCGGGCAUCCUCCGAGCAACAGCGGAGCCGGGGCAGAGCCAGGAGGCUGCGGGAAGCAACCAAGGACCCCCGGACACCCGCCCACCCGCUCACUCACUCACCCACCCACCCGGGCACUGGGUUGCCCCGGAGCAGAGGGUGCAAGCUGUGCGCCCGCGGACCGUGUGCGUCCUGCUGCAAUCGGGGCUCCGGAGAGGGGACCUUGGCAAGGCUGGGCUUGCAGUUGGGGUCGGGGCAGAAGCUUCCCGAGGAAUCUCCGCGCUCCGGUCGGGUUGGCUCGUCUUCCCAGGAACCCGUUGAAACCGGGGAGUCGCAGGCGAAGGAACUCAACCGCGGGGUCUCGGGGGCGCAGAAGGAUGGGAGGUUUUCCCCCCAGCCAGCUUUCCUGGAGGUUCAGAAUUGGAAAUGAACGUGUGAAUGCAACUCAGGGUAGAGGAAGGCAGGUCGGGACAGGGGGGUGGAAUGGAGCAGAAGAAACUCCUUGAGAGGCUUUGGCCGAUUCCCAGAAGCUUGAGCUGAGACUGGGAAAGGUCACCCCAUGAGCAUUGGGGGGCUUGGGACGGACUCUUCUGGACCCGCAGGAGCUCCCUCUUAACCCUGCCUCUGAGAAACAGAAGUAUUGGGAGAGCCUCCUAACCACCUUUCAAGUCAUGGUGGGUCACCUGCAGUUCCAAGGUAUGGACAACACCAACAAGGAAAAGAAUCGGGAAAGUUUGCUGGACAGUCCUGAUUCUGGGCUGCCCCCCAGCCCAAGCCCCCCUUUCUAUUCCUUGUCUCCGGGCGGAGCAGAGAACAAAGCCGUGGACAAGAAUUCCUGCACAGAAAUUGUGGCUCAGGGGCCCGGGAGAGAUGGCUCGGAAGGGAAGCUGAUUCCUUAUGUGUAUCUGAGCUCCUACACUUCUGAAAUCAGACCUCGAAUGUACCCGGUGUUUUUUGGAGAAAGCAUAGAGGUCAACCCUGAGCCAGUACAGGAAAUCAGGUGCAAUUCGGAGAUCAAGUACAGCUCGGAGAAACAUUACCGGGAUGGCAUCUUCUACCACCCCACGCCCACCAUCACUACCUACCGAGAGUCCGUCACGGUGGCCCCCAACUGCACUUGGCGCAACUACAAGUCUCAGCUCCUUUUCGAGCCUCGUCAGAAGCCCCUCCGGUAUCAAAGCACGACCAUCAUUUUCCCCAAACGCGCCAAGAACCUUUACCGGACCACGCUCAACUACUGGCUGGGCUGUGCCAAGCGGUGGUUCGCCUCCAGCGUCCAACUCGCCUUGUGCGAGGACAACAACACCUACCUGACACAUCCAGAGAACUUGUCCUAGGCUUUCUGGAAGGCUGGGCUAGGUUACACCAUCCACCUGCAGAACAGAUCCACCCCUUGGAGACAAGUUUACGGACUUCAUCAUCCCUCGGCUGAAGGCAUCUCAGAGAUGUCCGUCCCCAGGGUUACAAUUCCUUCCUUUGCUGACUUGAUUGUGGGCCACGCCAAGUUUCUAUCACACUUCCAAGAACCAGUUCGGGGAGAACGCCUCCUCUGAAGAAGUUAUUUAUGUAGCACUUAAAUGCCGCUUUUUAAUCCAGAAGGCUUGUCUUUAGUAAUUUGCUAUUUAAAUCUCUCUAAGGUAUGAAACUUUUUUGAAGAUUUCCCUGUGGCUUUUAGGAGGUUUGUUUCCUUGGGAAAAAAGUAUUAUCCAAGAAUCUCAUUGGCCAAUCGAGCAAUCGUCAUCAUCAUUUAAUGACCCCAUAAUCCCUUGCGAGAUGGAGUCUGGGCAGAGUGGAUGGAGCUAGCAGAGUGUUUGAAUGGCCGGAUGCCCUUCCUGUCGCCAGUGUGGAGUUUCGUGCAGCAGAGAGAAUUCAAAGAGAAAUAUCUGCCUCUACCUAGGAUUGAACUCACAGCCUCCUGGUUGUGAGGCGAGAGCUCCGCCUCUAGGCCACCACCCCACUCGUUGGCCAAUCGAGCAAUCUAAGUGUUGAUUUCAUCUGGGGAGUAUUAUUGGAAAGUCUCAAGAUCACCAUGAUGGGAUGAACACAUAAAUUGGAGGAAUUUUAUGCAAGAAUUAUGCAUGAUAAGCUUAGCUUUUGGGGAGAGAAAAGCCAUCAGUUGUCUUGGACCAAAUGUCUAUUCCUGCCCCCCCCCCCAAAAAAAAAACAUUCUGUGAAAAAAAGUGUUUCAAAUUCAUAAUUUCAAGAGUUCGCCUCUCUAAAAUGCCUGGGAAGGAUUUUCAGAGGAGAAACAGAAGUGAAUGCAUGGAAAUCGGAAGGAGAAAUGACUUUACAUUGUCAACCGUUAGGUAACCAAAGAACCGGAAGAAGGGGGAAAAAAAAAACCUUUGCAUAUGCUCCGCAACCAUCUCCUUGCUAUUAUAUUUCCUGCUUUGAAAGAUUGGGAUUUUCAGCAUUUUGAAUGUUGCAAAAAUCCGCACCACCAUUAGAAGUAGCGAAGUAAGACAGAUACGGAUUUGAUUUUUAUUGAGCGGCUUUAAAACAAUCAAAACCAAACCAAAAAAGCUCUAGAAAGGAAAUUAAACCCAAAUGAAUCUUUUGGGGUGAUCUGAAAGUCAGAAAGUUGGAGAAAUUUUUAAGCAUGAAUGGUAUUUAAAAAACUGCCUCGGUGAACAAUGGCCAAUGCAGUUUUGAAUUUUCAAUGUGGGUGUAUUUAAGACUCGAGCAAUGGAAACAAGAGGAGAAAUUAGAAAUUAGUGUUGUUGAUAGUGGAAGAUUGUAGAGAGGCCUCAGUUCCACAGAAAUGGUUCGGGAAAUAAAUCAUUGUGGGUAGUCCUUGAUUUACGGCCACAGUUGGGAGCAGACUCUUCAUUACUAAGCAAUAUUCAGUGAAUUGUGCUUGACUUACGACCUUUGGGCCACCGUUGUAAAGUGAAUCCGUGCAGUUGUAAUGUCAGCCAAGCGGUCAUUAAGCAACCCCAGCCUCCCAUAUUGACUGUGCUUGUGGGAAGGAAGCCAGGAAGGCCGCAAACAUCGAUCCCCUAACCCGGGACACUGCAACCAGGGUGGUCGUAAAUGCGAGGAACGGUUGCGAGUCACUUUUGUGACUCUGAGUGGCCUUUUCAUCCAUUCUGGAGCCCAUCAGAGUCCCCCGUGGUCAGCCCCCAAACUAAACGACAGAAUCAUGCCAUCU